AUGGGUUCCACAGAAGACCUUGACUAUCCUCAAAUCAUCGUGCAAUACAGCAAUGGAUUUUUAAUCUCAAAGGUUAUGUUCACUGCCUGUGAGCUGGGGGUGUUUGAUCUUCUUCUGGAGUCAGGAAAGCCUCUGUCUUCAGAUGCCAUUGCUGCAGGUCUGGGUGCCAGCACCAUGGGGAUGAGAAGACUGCUGGAUGCCUGUGUGGGAUUGAAGCUCUUGGCAGUAGAGAUGACACAAGAAGGAGCCCUCUACAGAAACACAGAAAUUUCCAAUGUCUACCUUACAAAAUCAAGUCCGAAGUCUCAGUAUCACAUUAUGAUGUAUUAUUCCAACACAGUCUACUUGUGCUGGCAGUACCUGGCUGAUGCUGUGAGAGAAGGAAGAAACCAGUAUGAAAGAGCUUUUGGUGUAUCAUCUAAAGACCCUUUUGGAGCAAUGUACAGAUCAGAUGAAGAAAUGCUAAAAUUCAUGGCUGGCCAGAACUCAGUAUGGAGUAUAUGUGGCAGAGAUGUCCUUGCUGCAUUUGACCUUUCCCCUUUCAGGCAGAUCUAUGACCUGGGAGGAGGUGGAGGAGCUUUGGCCCAAGAGUGUGUUUCUUUGUAUCCAAAUUCUACUGUCACAAUUUAUGACCUGCCCAAAGUUGUGCAGGUGGCCAAAGAACAGUUUGUUUCCCCCGAGGAGCGUCAGAUCACUUUCCAUGAAGGAGACUUCUUUAAUGAUUCAAUACCUGAAGCUGAACUGUAUAUUUUAUCCAAGAUACUGCAUGAUUGGGAUGAUGACAAAUGCAAACAACUGCUGGCAAAAGUCUACAAAGCUUGCAAACCUGGUGGGGGAGUGCUGCUGGUUGAAUCCCUUCUGAAUGAAGAUAGAAGUGGGCCUAUAGAAACUCAGUUGUAUUCGAUGAAUAUGUUGGUGCAGACAGAAGGGAAAGAGAGAACAGCAGCAGAGUACAGCAAGCUCCUGGAGGCAGCUGGCUUUGGAGUGAUUCAAGUAAAGAGGACUGGAAAACUCUAUGAUGCUGUUUUAGGAAGGAAAUAG
Molecule: messenger RNA, 1041 nt
Organism: Zonotrichia leucophrys gambelii
Lineage: Eukaryota; Metazoa; Chordata; Aves; Passeriformes; Passerellidae
Gene: ASMT
Product: acetylserotonin O-methyltransferase
Exons: 8
Coding region: 1-1041 (346 amino acids)
Biological process (GO): methylation; melatonin biosynthetic process
Molecular function (GO): acetylserotonin O-methyltransferase activity
Source: RefSeq, a predicted model, not a curated record